GGAAGUCGCGAUGUUUUGUAAACUUUUAUUUUUGGCCCUUGUGGCCUCGUCGAUAGCCGAGAAGGCUCGGUACGACAACUAUCGGCUGUACCGUAUCCAGAUCGAGAACACUGAGCAGUUGGAAGUGCUUCGAGGAAUCGAGGAGAUUGGUGAAGGCUACGAUUUCUGGACCGAACCAGCCAAUGUUGGCAGCCAUGCUGACUUGGUUGUUCCUCCUCAUAAGUUUGGAGAGUUCAGUGAUUUUGUGGAGCGAUUCAACCUGCAAGCUUCGUUGAGCCAGUCGAAUCUUCAGACCAUUUUUGAUGAAGAGCAGAGACGUCCAGCCCGGUCGGGAAUGAGCUGGACUGCCUAUCACCGACUUGAUGUGAUCUUCGCUUGGAUGGACCAGUUGCUGGCGACUUAUCCAAAUGUGCUGACUCCGAUUUCAGCUGGACUCUCUUUCGAGGGACGACCUCUGCGGGGUCUGAAGGUAUCGUACAAGGCUGGCAACCCAGGUGUCAUGAUCGAAAGUUUGAUCCAUGCUCGUGAAUGGGUUAGUGGAGCUACGGCCACCUGGAUUCUGAACGAACUGCUUACGUCGAACGAUCCCCAAGUUCGAAAUAUCGCUGAGAACUACGACUGGCAUUUCUUCCCGGUGGCGAAUCCAGAUGGAUACGAAUUCACCCACACCAAUACCCGCAUGUGGCGCAAGACUCGUCAACCACAUAGCAUUCUCUGCAUCGGAGCUGAUCCCAACCGUAACUUUGGCUUCAACUGGAAUCAGGGAGGUUCUUCAUCGGUCGCCUGUUCCGACACUUUCCAUGGACCUCAACCAUUCUCGGAAUCGGAAACGCGUGGCUUGAUGGAAUACUUUGCACAACAUGCCGAAACCAUUAGUACCUACAUUUCGUUCCACUCGUUCAGUCAAAUGUUGCUUCUUCCCUACGGACACACCACCCAGCAUUUGGAUAAUCACGACCAAAUCCUGGCCAUCGGUCAGAAGGCAAUCGAUAAGCUUCGGGAGCGUUACGGAACCCAGUACGUCGUUGGAAACAUUGCCGAGACCAUUUACAUUGCAUCGGGUGGUAGCAUCGACCACGUGAAGGGCGUUUACGGAACCCCCAUUGCUUACACCUAUGAGUUCAGGGAUACCGGAACCCACGGAUUUGCCCUCCCAGCCGACCAGAUCAUUCCCAACUCGGAAGAGGCGAUGGACUCGAUCAUUGUGAUCCUGGAGGAAGGCGAAAAGGAGGGAUUGCAUCGGGCUGCUGCUGCCGCGGCUGCUGCAAGAGCUGUCUAAGAUCAAGCUUAUGCUUAGCAAGGCGACACUCGUCAGAUGUUUUUCUACGGUCAAAAACUGGUUAACGAUGAGGGGCAAAUAGUACCAUUUAAGCUGCAUUUUGUUGAAUGAAAUACA
Uranotaenia lowii is the source of this 1396-nucleotide messenger RNA. Its product is annotated as zinc carboxypeptidase-like. Gene Ontology annotation, molecular function: metallocarboxypeptidase activity; zinc ion binding. The transcript has 3 exons. Gene Ontology annotation, biological process: proteolysis. The record is from RefSeq and is a predicted model, not a curated record. Bases 11 to 1279 code for a protein of 422 amino acids. Lineage: Eukaryota; Metazoa; Arthropoda; Insecta; Diptera; Culicidae.